Molecule: messenger RNA, 1589 nt
Organism: Suillus subalutaceus
Lineage: Eukaryota; Fungi; Basidiomycota; Agaricomycetes; Boletales; Suillaceae
Exons: 12
Coding region: 1-1308 (435 amino acids)
Cellular component (GO): membrane
Source: RefSeq, a predicted model, not a curated record
AUGUCUGACUUCUACGAUCAAAAGACCUCAGAUAAAGAGCACGCGACCGAGGAAUCAGGGACUGGGGCUUCUGCGCAUCGUCGUGUGACAGCACCAGUCAUUACCCCUGUCUUACCCGAGGACAGACCAUUCUCACAUGGUCUUCUCGACAAGGAUCCAGGGACGAGUGCUGCAAGAAAAGGCUGGUUAAAGAUCAGCAUUCUCGGUGUACUCGCCCUUUUUUUUAUGAUCUGGGGCGUUCUACCCAUUUAUUGGGCUGCUCUUGGUCGGUCGACUUUGACUGGUGGCGAAAUUGGGCAAGCAGUAACGCAGGCAUUCAAGAACGUUACUGGUCCGGAACAAAUGUCCUGGUUGAUAUUGGAUGCAGCGCAGUUUCCUGGUGGGCCAGAUGAGGUGGCCCAGGCUCUACUUGAUCAUAGAUGCUGGGCAGCUGUUACUGUCAAUCCCCAGGCUUCAGCUAAUUUGAAUGCGUCGAUCAAUGCAGCCAAUGCAUCGUAUAACACGACCCAAGCCGUGACCGCAUACCUCACCAGUGGUCGGAAUGAGAAUAUAUACCGAGGCGCCAUCACCCCACAGGUCACCUCAACACUGACCACCAUAACAUAUACAUUUUCACUCUCCUUCUCCCAAGGUUUAGCAUCAAGGUCAGAUAUCUCGACACUCCUCCAAACUGCGCCUCAACUGGUAAUUCAACCACUGGCUUUCACCAUUAAUGAUAUAAGGCCGUUCAAUGUCCCUGUGGCCGCGGCGGUAGACUAUGUUGGACUUAUCUACCUCCUGAUUUUGUCGCGUUUGAGGUUGCGACCUCUCAUCCUUCUCCGCUUGCUAUGGCCGGUCACUCUCUACUUCUUUGUCUCCCUAAUGUAUUCUCUGUUAAGUUUGGCGUUCGGAGUGCCAUUUAGCAGGAACUUUGGGCAUGCAGGUUUUGUCAUCUACUGGAUGAUGUCGUGGUGUAGCAUGUCCGCCUUGGGCCUCGCUCUCGAAUCUAUGAUCACCCUCCUCACUAUAAAAUUCAUUCCGAUAUUUCUUAUCCUCUGGAUUAUAUCUAAUGUAUCAGUUGCCUAUUAUCCGGUAGAAGUGCUGCCGGCCGUCUUUCGCUAUGGUUUUGCGAUGCCGUUCUACAAUGUUUCAAGCACAGUUCGGACGAUCAUUUUUGACACCAAGAACGAGAUCGGACUAAAUUUCGGUGUCCAAUUUUCGUGGAUUUUAAUAUCUUGUAUCACCCUUCCAAUAUUUCAAUGGCUCGUCAGACGACGACAAAUCAAGGCUCUGGAAGCGUCCCAAAGAGCUGCACGAGAGAAGGCAUAACAUGUGUUUCAUAUCGGCAUCUUUUGUUCCAGCAACUCAAACUGCUGGCCAGGGGGUGAAUACUUGGAGCACACAAGCCCGGUCCCGGACUAGUAUUAUAUAGUUAUAGUAAUGUCAUAUCCGUGAAGUCUACAUUCACAGUGCUUUACAUUCUACUACGCUAAUUUGAUGCACUGCACUUGCGUACGUAUAGAAUUUUGGGACAUUAUUGGAGUCGACGUUGGUUUCCGCCUUCUACUUAUACUAAUAGUGUUCAUAGAAUAUAAGUGUGUCCCGAGAUU